This is a messenger RNA of Meriones unguiculatus (Mongolian gerbil), 3047 nucleotides long. RefSeq names its product histidine rich calcium binding protein (gene Hrc). Bases 811 to 2970 code for a protein of 719 amino acids. The transcript has 6 exons. Gene Ontology annotation, molecular function: calcium ion binding. The record is from RefSeq and is a predicted model, not a curated record. NCBI's taxonomy places the organism in Eukaryota, Metazoa, Chordata, Mammalia, Rodentia, Muridae.
CUCAUAAAGGACAAAAACCCAAAAAACAUGGGUAUGGUGGCAAGUGCUGGGUGGCCUAUACCGGCCCUCAGAAAGCAGUGACAUCUGUCUCCUGCCAAGUCCCUCAGAUGGGGACAGCUGGGGCCUAGUAACCUGAACCCCCAGCACCCUCCCCCCUGUUGUAUUUAUAGCCCUGGCCUGUUCCCCUGCCCCCAGAUCUGAGUUCCAGGGACAGGAGGUCAUGGGGUGUUGGGGACAGGACUCCUUCACUGUCUUUCACAGCCUCUGCAUGACAUCCACUCUGACACCAACUGUCCCAUUCCGGCUGCGCAUUCUUCACAAUUCUUGCAUUGCAGAGGUCCCCCUGCUCCUAUACAGACUCCUCCUCUCCCAGCGCCCCAGGCUUUUCCAGCAUAACACUCCAAAAGUCUAGCCUUUGUGUGAAAGAUACCAAACUUGAGCUUGCAAGUCCCUGCCCCUUCCUGGCCAUGAAGACCCCUCCACCACCCAGUCCUGAGCCAGAGGAGCAGGAGGGGAGGGGCAGGCAGGGAGAGAGACCAGAAUAACUUAGGCUGAGGAUAAAUUUAGCCACAAGGAGGGGAGGGGACAGACCCCAUUGGCCCAGCAGUGGGAAGGGAGGUCCUGGAACUAGGGUCAUAGCUCCAAAGGGGACAUCCUCAGAGGGGCAUCCAAGACCUGAGGAAGACAGACAGAGAGUAGGAGAGAUACUACAAAAGAGAGACAACCUAAGAGUCAAAGCAAAAAGGCAUAAGGACCCACCAGAGGCAGCUGGAGCCACGCCUGGUAGAAGUUCAGCUGCUAAACGUCCCCAUGGGCUUCCAGGGGCCAUGGUUGCGUUCUUGUCUCCUUUGGGCCACAGCGACCACCCUUCUGGUCCCUCCAGUGGUGGCCCAGGAGCUGAGAGGGGCUGGGCUGGGUCUUGGCAACUGGAACAACAAUGCAGGCAUCCCUGGGUCCCCAGAGGACAUGUCAACUGAGUUUGGCCACCACAUCCACAGCCAUGGGGGCCACCAAGGUGAGAAGGACAAAGAUCACAGAGGAGAGGAAGAAGAUUUCUCCAGGGAAUAUGACCAACAGCUCCAAGACCACAGGUACCCUGGCCAUGAGGCUGGAGAGGAGAAUGUGUCUGAAGAGGUCUUCAGAGGGCGUGUUAGGCCAGUGCAUGGGCAUGGAGACCAUGACAAUGGAGAUUUAGGGGACUCAGAAGAGCCUGGGAACCACUUCUCAAGAAAGAGGAACCACAACCAUAAAGAUGAGGAUGAGGAUGGCAUUGUCUCCAGGGAGUAUCACCAUCACAUCACCAGGCAUGUCCACGGAGGGGAAGAUGAUGAUGGAGAAGAGGAAGAGAGGGUGGAUGUGGAGGAAGACUCAGAUGAUAAGGUCCACUCAAAGGAAGGAGAUGAGGAGGAUUCAGAUGAACUCCAUCAUGCACACAGACACAGGCACCAAGGCCACAAAGAUGAAGAUGGUGAUGAAGAUGGUGACUCUGCUGGGUAUGGACACCAAGCUAAUAGACAUCAGCACCAUGAAGAGGAAGACAAUGGUGACUUAGCUGAAGACAAUCAUGCCCACAGCCACAGACUUCGAGGCCAAGAAGAUGAAGAUGAUGAUGAAGAUUAUGACUCCAGUGAAUAUGGACACCAGGCACAGAACCACCAAGGCCAUGAAGAAGAAGAAGAAGAAGAAGAAGAAGAAGAAGAAGACUCCACUGAGCACCAGAUCCAAGGCCACAGGAAGGAAGAUGAGGAUGUGUCAGCUGGAGAUCAUUUUCAUGUCUCCAGGCAUGGACACGGAAGCCAUGAAGAUGAUGAUGAUGAUGAUGGUGAUGAUGGUGGUGAUGAUGACUCCACUGAGCAUGUGCACCAAGCCCACAGACACAGAGGCCAUCAGAAGAAAGAUGAUGAGGAUGAUUCAGAUGAGGACUACCAUCAUGUUCCCAGCCAUGGCCGCCAAAGCCACCAAGAUGAGGAUGACGAAGAUGAGGCUGUAUCCACUGAACAUUGGCACCAGUCUCCCAGACAUGCUCACCAUGGUCUUGGACGUGAGAACAGAGGAGAGGAAACGAGAAUAAAGUUCAGCCACCAUGUUGCAAGCCACCAACCCCAAGGCCACAGUUCUGACAAGGAGGAGGACUUCCUAGAAGAUGAUAUGGCAGAAGUCCCUGGCCAUCACCACCACAGAGCUUCCAGGGAUGCAGAUGAGGACAUUUCUGCUGAGUUUGGCCAUAAGGACCCCAGCCACGGGCUACAAGAUCAAGAUGAAUGGACCAGGCAGGGACACAUAGAAUCUGUCCAAGCUGAGACUGGUCAUCAGCCCCCACAGCCUAUGGGGGCUGCUUCUGGAGAAUCAGGGAAGGAAGAUGACCACACCUCUCAAGAAGAUGAAGACUUAGUGCAGAGAGAAGAAACCCACAGUGAGGAGGAGGAGGAAGAGGAGGAGGGUCAUGGCCUCCCCAUGAGCCAGGAAGAAGAGGAAGAGGAAGAAAAUGAUGAGAAAGAAAGCAGGAGAGACAGGGCUGAGGUUUCAACUCCACUGAGCCACCACAGGAAGCAGAAGGAGGAGGAUGGGGAUGAGGACGAGGACGAGGAUGAGGAGAUCCUGGAAGAAAACCUGCUACCUUUCACCAUCAUCCCAAACCCACUGGCUGGGAGGGAGGUAUCCAGAGAAGGUUCCAGUGAGGAGGAGAGCCAUGAGGUCACAGGUCAGCAGGAUGCCCAGGAGUAUGAGAACUACCAGCCAGGGUCCUUGUGUGGCUAUUGCUCUUUCUGCAAUCGAUGUACUGAAUGUGAGAGCUGUCACUGUGAUGAGGAGAACAUGGGGGAACACUGUGACCAAUGUCAGCACUGCCAGUUCUGCUACCUCUGCCCUCUGGUCUGUGAAACCCUCUGCACUCCAGGAAGCUACAUCGACUACGUCUCCUCCUCCCUGUAUCAAGCCCUGGCUGACAUGCUGGAGACUCCAGAGCCCUGAUCUGGCCACCUCACAGGAGCUGCGUCUAUUUCUCUGAAUAAAUGUGCUCCUGGAAGCACCAGUGUCCGGCGUGGAGU